Molecule: messenger RNA, 2068 nt
Organism: Umbelopsis ramanniana AG
Lineage: Eukaryota; Fungi; Mucoromycota; Umbelopsidomycetes; Umbelopsidales; Umbelopsidaceae
Exons: 8
Coding region: 109-1929 (606 amino acids)
Source: RefSeq, a predicted model, not a curated record
CACAGGCACCAUACUGAACCAUUUCGAUAGACAUCACCAAAAGCGUUCUACCCUUACUGGGAAAGCUUUAUACCCCACAACUUCGAUCCAUUUGCAUAUUACAACAAAAUGAAAGGAACAAGCGAAACUCAGUUAGAUCGGUCGUUGGCUUCAUAUCUUUUAUAUGUCGAGCAUACCCAUUCGCUUUUUACGAUCCUAUUGUUUGACCCCACCCCAAAUGUAAGAAUGGCUGUCAGCAAUGUGCUUAUGGGCAUGUUGGAUGGAAGCAAACAAUAUCUAAGCGUCGCUGUCGCAAGAGAUGCGAAGUCUACAUCCUUCACCUCUUUGUCAGAAAAGGUCGCCACCAUCGCCCGCGACUUACAUAAUGGACUACGGUGUGCUCUUGAAAUGGAAACGAAUCCGACGAUCACAGUGCAGCUGUUCAAGUGUUUUACUCUGUUGAUUCAAAAUAGUUCCUACGACCGACUGGCGAAAGGUUAUGUGCCCAAGAUUUAUACCAAGUUAAUCCAGUAUAUAGAUCAUUCAGAUCAUCGGAUAGCAGUAGGCGCUUUAGCUACUUUGUAUGCACUUCUGGAUAACAAGUCAGCGGCCGAAGAGAUUCGAUCAACUAUCACAUUAACAGACCCUUCGAAUCAACUCGAUGGCCACUUGCAGUUAGAAUCAAUGGGAUUGAAUGCCGACCUUUUCAAGUUUAUACAGGAUAAAAUUAAACAACGAAGUCAAGCUGGCUCAGAGACAUUAGAACCUAUUAUGUUUGCUCUCGAAUCUUGGAAUAUUCUUUCAGCGUGCACGCGAACUCAACCUCUUUGGCUGCCACACUUAUGGAAAAUUGCAGCUUCCAGCUUCCCUGAUAUUUUGGAUGAUGAAGAUGUAACAUUGCGAUGCAGCGCCAUUCGCUUUAUUGAUAGCUAUGCGAAUGCCUUGAACGAAAAACCAUCGUCGGAAAUGGAUCACCAGGCGACACUAGAUUGGUGGACAACAGUAAUAGAACAGUACAUUCAAAAGACUACUCAAGACAGUGACUAUCAAGUUCGAGCAUUGGCUUGCGAUUGUAUGUCGGUGAUAUCUCAGGAAACAUUUGAGGCAAUGAAUCCACGACGUCAACGUCUUUGUAUCAGCCUAUUAGUGCCUCUAGCUGAAGAUGAGCAUGCUGACGUCCGCGCUGCCGCAUGUCAUGCUUUAGGAGUACUAGUUGUUUUCCCAAGUCUUAGAGAGGAUCCAAUGUUUACAUCAGAUGUUGCUCUUGCUAUGCUUGAACAAAUGGAGGACAAAAGCCUUUUUGUUAAAGUACGCGCAAGCUGGACGCUAGCCAACCUUUGUGAUGCCCUAGUACUGGAACAGCAAAGUAAUUCUGAUUUUGACAUCAACGACAUUCUUUCUUUGGAACUUUGGUGCAAGGUCACAGCAGCUGCGGCUGGUGCCGCAAAUGACAAUGAUAAACUCAAAUCAAAUGGUGUCCGGGCAUUAGGAAGUGUGACAAGGAUUGCACCGCUCAAAUAUUUGGAUAGCUUACCAGGAAGGCGAUGCAUAGAGCCCAUUAUGGGAGCAAUGAUCAAAAAUAUUGAAAGCGGAACGCUCAAGGCUAGAUGGAACGCAUGCCAUGCAGCUGGUAACAUUUUACGCAAUGCUAAUUUUCCUAUCGGUUCCAAUCGGUGGACGGUACCGUUCUAUGAAGCCUUACUGAAAUCGCUACGACAAUGCAAAAACUUCAAAGUUCGCAUACAUGCUUGUGCAGCACUUGGUUCAUCCACACAAAGAUCCCAGUAUGGUACUGAGGCAAUGUACUUCAAAAUACUCAAUUCUGUAAAGGAAUGCUUGAAGGAUAUAGAUCAAGAUCUCCCUGAUAUAUCUUUCAUGGAGAUGCGGUAUAAAGAGCAGCUCAAAGAACAGCUUGAAGAAACAGUAGCAAAACUUGAGCUUAUUUCCUAGAGUUUGCAUUGAGACGACUGCUGGAUAUCAGUCUUUGCAAAAGAACAUUCUCCUCCUUUUUUUUUCGAAACUAAUUCCAAUAAAAUGAUUAAUGGAUAUUGAAAAAUAGCUGCAGUGUGAUGCAGAAGCAUCCAAAGAC